UCUGGUAUGUGCGUGCUGUAUAGUAACGUUGAGUAGAGUUUAAAAGAUUUAUGGUGUUUCUCGAACGAUUUCGCAACAAAUGCAACUACCAAAUGGAUGCAUUGCGUGAAAUUUGAAUAGAGAAGUUCAAACGUUUCAAGAUAUACAGAACAUUUGGCCGGAUAAACAGCUUUUUGUCGGUGGUGUUAAGAGUUGUUCACUUUUAGAAAUUGUAGGUUAGAAUUAUUGUCAGGGCUUCAACACAAUUUUAUCGCAGAAUGAAUAAUAAGAAAUCGACAGAUUCAUUUUACAAACCAAUGGCCGAAUCAAACAAACCUGAUGAUGGGAAAAGGAAUCAUCCGAGCGCCCAUCAUCAAAACGUGAGAAACAACGUCUCGGAUACCAUAGUUCGACAAAUUUCGUCACAUUCGUCAUUAUCAAGCCAUUCUUCACCAUUGUCCAAACGCGGUGUAAUUGAUGCCCAAACAUACAUCGAUGCUCAAAGCAAUGGCCUCACGCAGCGAAUCGUUCGUUAUGAAGAGGAAAAUAAGAAGACACCCAGUGUGUUCAAUCGUGCCUACAAACGGGCGGGUGAUUUUCCAAUUGUUCAUCUUGAUAAGCCGAAAUUGGUGCUGACACCCAGACGCAACAUUGCCAAUCCACCGAAAAUGGCUAAAAUUGGUCAACCAGAUCCGUACAGUAAUCGAACGAAUAUUCGUGCAGAAAUACUACGGAAUGGGACGAUGAUGCCGUCGGUUUCGCUCGAUCGGCGCGAAGAUGUGGAUAAUGUACUGGUCGAUCCGUUGGAUGCUUUGAAGGAAAUUUCUAGGAAACGGAUCCACUGUGAGGAUACCAUGAAUACGAACCAGCCAACAAUAGAAAAGGAUGCGACUGAUUCGAAUCAAAGUCCAACUACCAAUAAUUCCAAGCGCCAACGAAUAGCCCCAGUCAAUUCGCCUAGCUCCAUAGAAACCAGCAAACGGGCUACCUGGAAAUGCAACGAAAUUUUUAGCUCGCUCAGCUCCAGUGCUCACAUGCCCUCCAAUUCCUCAAAGCGAGCGACAACCACGUCACGACGUAAUUCAAUUUCACCACCGCAAGCAAAGCGGCUUCAAACGGAUAAACCAAUCGAAACGCCAAUUAUCGACACAGCCUCGGUCGAAGUGCCGAAGCCGGUUGAAAAACUCGUACCAGAAGUUGCAGAGAAAACUUAUCCAACCGAACCAACUCGGCCAAAAUUAACGCUCUUCAAUCGACCUUCUUCUGCUGCAACGGUUCGACGAGCCAUUCAAAGUGACGAAUGUAACAUUUCGUUUGUGAAACCGAGGCCUAUGACAGCACGAUACAGAGAAAAUGUGGACAAUUGGCUUAAAGGAAAACCGGAUGACAAGAGGCGAUUGGCGUUGAUGUUGAAAUGUUUAAGUGGAGAAGUGGACGACGACAGUGAUACAGUGGAUAGCGAGGAAAAGGUUAACGAAUUGCCAAAACCAACGAAUCCCAUCGCGGAAGACAGUUCCACCAAACCAUUAAACCAAGAUGUAACUGAGAAGAAUGCUGUUGCAUCAGUUACUUCCACUACUCAGGCUGACAUCAUUUCUAAAAGCUCAACGUUGCUGCCUGCAAAACCAGCCGUUAGCUUUAAUCCAAUCUCAACUACGAUAGCUCCAUUAUUACCGCCAGCGCCAGCCGUACAAACAUUAGCAACAAACGUACAACCGACAGCAACGAGCGUACAACCGCCAGCAACAAUCGUACAACCAGCUACAAUCGUACCAGCGCCAGUAACAGUUGCACAAGCAGCUACUACUGUUGAAGAAAGAAAAGGCGGAUUUUCCUUUCCACUUGCUACAACAGGAAGUGUUUCAAUGGUAACGGCUGUAGUAUCAUCAACACCACCAACAAUUCCAUCGUCUUCACCGUUGGUAUUAGCUACACCAGCCUCUACUACGAAAGAUCCUGCUACGUUGAAUCCAAGUGUCUCAUUCACCUUUCAUCCGUCCAAAUCAAAUGAAACUGCUACCUCAACUGUAGUGACAGCCGUUGAGCCAACAAAAACGUUUACAUUUGGCGCUGCAACGAACACGAAAAAUGCACCCGUAUUCGGAACUCCUGCUCCACCUGCUGAAACAACGAAACUGACGACGAGUUCAACACUAGAGGAGCCGAAACAAACACCUUCUUUUGCUGCAUUUGGUCAAGCCACCGCAGGAAGUAUCAAUUUCGGUAAGAACUUGGUGACUUCCUCAGCCGCACCAACAUUUGCUUUUGGAUCUUCAUCCAAUACGUUCAACAAAGCUCAGCCCCCAACAUUCGGAUCAGUACAAACAACGACACAGCAAUCGACACCCAGCGACCAAACCACCCAAUCGAUCAAGCCUUUGACUUUCUCAACGAAUGGGCAGACUUCAUCGUUCGGAAAUACCUUGUCAAGCACAACAGCAUCGAAUGCACAAAAACAAACCGAUCCGAGGAUUUCUAAUAUCGCCACCACUGCUGCAUCAAAUCAAGCGAUAAAUUCUGCAUCUGCAAUUGGAUCGAGCUCAUUCGUUUUCGGAGCGACAACGAACUCGUCGGCAACAAUUAAAACUACGCAGCCUACGCUACCAUCUGCGUCUAGUUUCGGAAAGCCAGUCAAUGCGACACCGAAUAUCUUUGGAUCGUUAGCACCGCAGCAACAAAGCUCAACAUCAAUUUUUGGAGCAACUGCAACCACAACCACAAGCUUGUUCGGUCAAACACCGAAAGUGGAUUCGAUGAAAAGUACAGUGCCAGACAAAAAUGUCGGGGCACCAAAUAUUUUCGGUUCUACGUCAGCCGCUAAGCCAGCAUCAACUUUCAAUUUUUCCGCAACCAACCAGCCCAGCACAAACAAUAUUUUUGGUAGCCAAGCAUUAGCUAAUACUGGUACCGGAAAUACCUUCGGCUUCGGAGGAUCUAACCAAAAGUCCGAUUCUUCAUUAACUGGUCCGAGUUCAUUUACUUUCAGUAGCAACAACACCGAAACGAAGCCCGUGGCAUUCGGAGCAACCAAAAGUGUGGCGCCAACAUUUGGAUCUGCGAUUGAUUCAAGCAAAUCAGUUGGUUUUCCAGCGACUAAUCAGACAAGUUCCACCAAUUUAUUUACCAACACAUCUACCAAUGAAAUGCCAAAGGUAUUCUCGUUCGGAGCAACUAACAAUCCUUCAAGCACGAAUGCGCCGGCAUCAUUCAGUGGAACUAAUUCAACGUUCGGUACAUCAACGGCAUUCGGUGCAGGUGCUCCAGCUUUCGGUAGUACAAAGGCUACUCCAUCGUUUGCAACAAGUGCCACACCAGCAUUCGGCAGUGCCAGUUCCACUCCAUCUUUCGGCAAUUCAAAUGCAGCACCAGCUUUCGGCAGCACUAACUCAACUCCAUCGUUCGGAAGUGCAAACGCAACGCAAGUUUUCGGCAGUUCCAAUGCUACUCCAUCUUUUGCAACUGCUAACGCUACUCCAGCCUUCGGUAGUUCUAACGCCACACCGUCUUUCGCAACUGCUAACGCUCCUUCAGCCUUCGGUAGUUCUAACGCUACACCAUCUUUCGCAACUGCUAACGCACCUUCAGCCUUUGGUAGUUCUAACGCCACACCGUCGUUCGCAACUGCUAACGCUCCUUCAGCCUUUGGUAACUCUAACGUCACUCCAUCUUUUGGCAGUGCUGUAGCGUUCGGUGCAAGUAACGCUAAGCCGACUUUCGGUGGAACCGAUUUCACUGCUAACAGUGGUGCAACUAGUUUCGGCUCAAAUUCGAACGGUGGUAGCAGCUCAGUUUUUGGAGGAAAUGCGACUCCUGCAUUUACUACAAGUACCGGUUCAGCUGACGCUAAUCGGACGUUUAAUUUUACUGGAAGUGAUCCGGCACCGUCGCCGGUUCCAAAUUUAUUUAACAUUGGACCGGGCAAUUCCGCACCGAGAGGAAGAACUAUACGUGCGGCUACAAGGAGAAAUUAUCGUUAAGUUGGCAACGCGUAAUUUAUUGUUUUAUUGUUGUUCUUGGUGGUGUAAAUUUCAAUUUCAUCGAUGAUUUAAACGUCGAUGGUGACCUUAGUUCGGUUAUAUACUCAAUCCAUUUUUUUUUGUUUAUACAUUUUUUGUACAUUAAACAUGUUGUUUUACUUGC
Molecule: messenger RNA, 4119 nt
Organism: Bradysia coprophila
Lineage: Eukaryota; Metazoa; Arthropoda; Insecta; Diptera; Sciaridae
Source: RefSeq, a predicted model, not a curated record